Dendrobium catenatum is the source of this 2221-nucleotide messenger RNA. RefSeq names its product transmembrane protein DDB_G0292058-like. Gene Ontology annotation, cellular component: membrane. Lineage: Eukaryota; Viridiplantae; Streptophyta; Magnoliopsida; Asparagales; Orchidaceae. The transcript is spliced from 11 exons. Bases 245 to 1864 code for a protein of 539 amino acids. The record is from RefSeq and is a predicted model, not a curated record.
AUUAGUUUACCCAGUGAAGGUUUUCUUUGACACGAGUUCAUACUUUUCUUAUCUUCUAGAUUCUUUCACAUGAGAUUUCUUUCUUUGUAGUUUCAGCUCUAAAGGUCUCAUCUUUCUAUUCUUAUAUCGCAACUUCCUUUUCUUCUUCCUUUUCUUCUUCUUCUUCUCUUGAGUUCUUCUUUUUUCGUAUGAGAUUUCUUUCUUUGCUAUUCAGAGAGGGUUCCAGUUCUAAAAGAUCUUUGGAAUGGGCUUGACAAAAUGGAGCAGAGAAGUAAUGGUGUUUCUGCUCUGUAUUUUUGUAUUGGUGAUUUUGAAAGAAGUGGAAGCUUAUAGAGAUGAGAAGCCAGGAAGAAUAUUGCAUUUUGAAUCAGGGAGGAUUUUGGUGGAGAAUGGGAACAUUUCAGAGUCUGUUUUAACCCGUCGAACCGAAAGAGUUGAUCCUUUGGAUGACUUGAAGAGAUACAAAGGAGGCUUUAACAUCACAAAUAAACAUUAUUGGGGUUCAGUUAUCUUUACUGGCAAAUUUGGGUACUUCAUCGGAGCGGCAUGGCUCGUUGGUGGCCUCAUUUAUGCUGCAAUUUUGAUAAUAUCAUCACUUUGCUUCAGCAAACAAGGAAGAUAUGAGAGAAAGAGGCCAAACUCCUUCAACAAGGUUUAUAAUUGGCCUCUUCUCUUAGCAAUUUCAUUAACCUUUCUAGCUAUAAUUGCAUCUGGAGUGGCACUUGGUGCUAGCUCUAUGUUUCAUUCUAGAGCCAAAACAAUCAAAAACAUUGUGGUGAAUGCAACAAAUAAUGCAUCAGGGACGAUAUACACAGUGACGGAGGCUGUCGAAAACCUGCAAAAUGCUACCGAGUUUAGCCAAAAUGUACAAGGGUCAAGCAACAUAGUUUCGACAUCAAAAAAGCUUAAUGAUGAUACUAGAAGAAUAGAGAGGAAGGCUGAUAGGAUCAUGCGCUGGGUUGGAAAAGGUCUCAAUAUUCUAAAUGCAGUCACUGUCAUAACUAUUUCUUUGAAUUUAGUAGCCAUUCUUGCAUUGCUGGGAGUUCUAAGGCUUCCUCGAAUUUUUCGAAUGCUUAUCAUUCUUUGCUGGCUGUUGAUAAUCCUCCUAUGGGUCUACUUUGGACUUUAUUAUUUUUUUGGAAAAUUUGCCGGCGAUGUUUGCUUAGCUCUAGAUGAAUAUAAACAAAAUCCAGAACAAAGCACAUUAAGCUCAAUUCUUCCUUGCAAUGAUCGUGGCUCGGCGGCGAAAGUGUUGCAUGAUGUUAGCGGCCGUGUUUAUGAUUUAAUACAGAAGGUGAACUCAAACAUAACAUCCUUGAAAUCAUCAAUUUCAGAGCUAGAAUAUAUCUGCAAUCCAUUUUCAGGGCCACCUGAAUACACCUAUCAGCCACAAAAUUGUUCUUCAGAUACUAUCACUGUAGGACAAGUACCCCAGCUUAUAGAGAACUAUGCGUGCUCGGCGAACGACAGUGGAGGCUGCAGGCCUGGGGAAUUCAUUCCUGCUGAUGUUUAUGGCGCACUCAAAAACUAUUCAAAAUCUAUGCAGGAUAUCCUUGAUUCAUAUCCAGUAAUGAAGAGCCUGAUAAAUUGCCAGUUAGUGAAGGAUGCCUUCUCUAAUAUACUACUCAACCAUUGCAAACCAUUGAAGAAAUAUGUGCAUAUGUCAUGGGCAUCAUUGGCAGCUCUCUCAACAAUCAUGGUGAUUCUCAUUUUCAUCUGGGAAUCAAAAGCCCGUCGAGAUCAUAAAUUUCGAUCUUCCGAUGGAUCGGUGAAGCCCAGUUCGACCCCUACGGAAUCAGUUGAAGUUGAUGCAACUCAAAUGGCUCACAAUGAUAUGGAACAUAUGCUAGAAAUGAAGGAAUAAGAGAGAUAUAUACACUGUUAUAGAGUUAUAUAGUAUGACUUUGCGGGAAAAAAAAAUACUAUAUACUUUUUUAUUGAUUCUUCAACAAGAUAAUGUGAGCAUUAGGGGAUGGAGAUGGAUAAAAAGAUGCUGUCCACCCUAAAAAUCUUUCUUUGAUAUUCUUCUUUCUGUAAGCUUGUUGGAUCAUAAAAAUAUACAGGGAAUGAGAACACAGCUUAGAGUUGUUUCAUUUGUAUUUAUUUGUAAAUAUGAAGCAAAUGGCUUUAAAGAGAAAGGGAUGAUUGUUUUUUUCUCCACAAGGUUUUCUUCCAUGGUGUAAACUUUGUUCUUAACAUACAGAAUUGCUAGUUGUAUUCA